Molecule: messenger RNA, 1912 nt
Organism: Hyla sarda
Lineage: Eukaryota; Metazoa; Chordata; Amphibia; Anura; Hylidae
Product: pancreatic lipase-related protein 2-like
Exons: 13
Coding region: 122-1567 (481 amino acids)
Biological process (GO): lipid metabolic process
Molecular function (GO): triacylglycerol lipase activity; protein binding
Source: RefSeq, a predicted model, not a curated record
UCCAUCCUGCGGGUGAUACUCGCCGUGUACAUUAUACGGGGUCAUGUGACAUAAUCUGCCGCCAUCUCCCCUGAGCUCCAUCCUGUCUCUGGGCUGAAGAGCUGACGCUCGGAUACAGCAAAUGAUCACAACUCUCAUCAUCCUCCUCUGUCUCCCGGCAGGCGUCCUGGGUAAGGAGGUCUGCUAUGACCAGCUGGGCUGCUUCUCCGACAAGAAACCCUGGUCUGGGACCCAGAAGAGACCGCACAUGCCGCUGCCCUGGUCCCCGAGAAAAAUCAACACCCGCUUCUUGCUCCUCACGAGGGGGAACCCCAACAAGCAUCAGGAAAUUGAUGCGAGAAGUGUGAAGAGUGUGAAGGCGUCAUUGUUCAACGCAUCUCGGAAAACGUGUUUCAUUGUCCACGGAUUGGGCGACAAAGCCGAGAAUAACUGGGUGUCGCAAUUAUGUCGUGAGAUUCUUGGGGUGGAUGAUGUGAACUGUAUCGGGGUGGACUGGCAUUAUGGCUCCGGAAAUAUUCUCAUCUACAGUCAGGUGACCAGCAAUGUACGAGUGGUGGGGGCGGAGAUGGCCCGAGUCCUGAGGACCUGGCAGGAGGAUCUGGAAUAUCCCCCCUCAAACGUUCACAUUAUUGGGCACAGUCUGGGAGCUCAGGUGGCCGGAGAAGCUGGAAAGAGACAUCCCGGGGUGAGGAGAAUUACUGGUCUUGACCCGGCUCGGCUCCAUUUUGAGGAUACACCCAAUGAGGUCUCACUUGACGCCUCUGAUGCCGACUUUGUUGACAUAAUUCACACUGACGUUGACCCAAUUUUUGGUCUUGGCUUAAUAAGACCGGCCGGACACUUUGACUUUUAUCCCAAUGGUGGACGACACAUGCCGGGCUGCCCGAAUCGCCUCAGCUUCCUUAACAACUUGAAUACUAUAGUGGAGACCAUCGCAUGCAACCACCUACAGGCUCUCCGCUACUAUACAGAGAGCGUCCGCACUGCGGGGGGCUUCCUCGGAUAUCCCUGCCCAAACUACGAGAUGUUUAAAGCUGGCUCCUGCUUCCCCUGCCCCGCUGACGGGUGCCCACACAUGGGAUACUUUUCGGAACCGGCGCGUAGAGUCCCAGCCCGAGGGGAAACCUUCUACCUGCACACGGGUGCGGACCCGGCUCGCCUCUCCAGCCACAGAUAUAAAGUUACUCUGGAAAUUCUUGGAAGCCACAAGGUUUCGGGGCAGAUCUUUGUAUCUUUUUAUGGAGACGAAAUCUCUUCGGAGGAGCACCAGGUGCUGAAGGGGACUUUCACGCCAGGUAAUUCUUACUACGGUUUCAUCGAUUCCGAUAUAAAACUGGAUGAAAUAAAUUGCGUGGAUUUUGUCUGGAUUUCGCUGCUACCAAAUGUCCUGCAUUCCAAGAUGGGAGCCGGGAGGAUAGACGUACAGUCCGGAGAGGAUGGCAGCAUAUUUUCCUUCUGCGCAACCGGAACUGUAAGGGACAAAGUGGUACAAACCUUGGGCCCCUGUAAGGAAAUCCCGUACCACCCACAGGGCCACAGACUGAGCUACCGCGAUGAGUUCCUGUAGAUAACCACCAUCCGUGACCCGAAGACUGCCCCCCCGAUGAUGAUGAGGAGGAGGAUGGUGACGACCCAACGUGCGGGACGUUCAGAUGCUGCAGAUCCCAGACCUUGCAACGUCCUCUGCUGAUGUUCAGCCAUUUCUGGUUUUUAUCUGUUCCAGGAAAAGCUGGGUGACAGCCAAUACAGUCUCCAAUUCCGCUCAGAAAGGGGUCUGUUGCCCUACUUUCCAAGACUCCUGAAUGGUAAUUUUGCCUAGUUAAGUAACAUUAAGGGAUGGAAGAAAAUACAAUGUGAAAGACUAGGAAGUUUCCAGAUUUUGUAAAAGCUGAGUGAUGUGCGCGAUGGCUGA